AUGCGACGCGACGCGGUGCCGCCACCCACCGCCCCCUCAGCCUCCUCCUCGUCAUCCCUCUUCAGCGGCGGCGAGCAGCUUUUCGAGUUCGGGCCCAGCCCACUCGUCUUUCUGCCCCUACUCCUGAUCCAGGGCGGCGGCAUGGACCUCUCCCGCGUCGGCGAGAAACUCCUCAGCUCUAUCCGCUCGGUCCGCUCCCUCUACCUCCUCCCACCCACCCCCGCCGCGCCCCCUUCCUGUCUUGAGGUUCCAGAACGAGCUGCGGCGGCAGCAGCAGCUGCACGGGCGAUCGCUGGGUUGCCACCUCACGAGAGGAUCAAUCUGCCAUCCAAUUCGGAGGAUUUGGUCUCCAUCUAUGGGAGCAACCCCCAGGGCCAGGUCAUGGAGGAGCUCGAGGAGGUGUUCUAUGAGGAGGAGUUUGAUCCAAUAAAGUACAUUAUGCAAAGUAUUCCGGACGAAGGCAGUGAUGCCACCUAUUUCGAUGAGCAGUCUACGUUGAGAUUAGCGCAGCUUGACAAGAUUGCAGAAAGAUUGCCGCACCAUGUUAUGGGUCACCAUGAAGAAAUGGUGAAGGGGAUGCAGUUAGUGAUGGAAUUAGAACAAGACUUAAAAGUUGCAAAUGUAAUAUGCAUGAUUCCAGAGGACCACGGCGGCGGCCGGAUCGGGGUGGCGGCGCGGUUCGGUCGUCGCUGA
Messenger RNA from Zea mays, 693 nucleotides. RefSeq lists its product as uncharacterized. Gene Ontology annotation, cellular component: EARP complex. Bases 1 to 693 code for a protein of 230 amino acids. Gene Ontology annotation, biological process: endocytic recycling; retrograde transport, endosome to Golgi. The record is from RefSeq and is a predicted model, not a curated record. Gene Ontology annotation, molecular function: SNARE binding. Lineage: Eukaryota; Viridiplantae; Streptophyta; Magnoliopsida; Poales; Poaceae. The transcript has 6 exons.